Messenger RNA from Puccinia graminis f. sp. tritici CRL 75-36-700-3, 135 nucleotides. RefSeq lists its product as uncharacterized. The coding region runs from base 1 to 135 and encodes 44 amino acids. The transcript is spliced from 4 exons. The record is from RefSeq and is a predicted model, not a curated record. NCBI's taxonomy places the organism in Eukaryota, Fungi, Basidiomycota, Pucciniomycetes, Pucciniales, Pucciniaceae.
AUGAGCAGUAGGGUUGGCAAGCACUGUCGGAAAAAACUUGAAAGCUUGUUUGGAGUUUUCAUAACACUGCCAGAAUAUUUGGCUAGGUUGGGGGUAUCCCAGUUAAACUGGGAUGCACUUAACCAGUUAAGCUAG